Molecule: messenger RNA, 1455 nt
Organism: Phaeodactylum tricornutum CCAP 1055/1
Lineage: Eukaryota; Bacillariophyta; Bacillariophyceae; Surirellales; Neidiaceae
Exons: 1
Coding region: 95-1426 (443 amino acids)
Source: RefSeq, a predicted model, not a curated record
CUCUCUACUAGUAGGCGAGAGUACAAAAUGGGGGUCUCUCCCCCCCCAUGGAACAACCGUGAAUACAAACACAGACCCAACCGGAAUAGAUACUAUGCACGCCGCGGCUACCACGGAGAUGCCAACGUCGGAGUCCUUGGUUCCUUCUUCACCACCAUUGUUACCCGAGUCGCGGGGUCCCCACGUCUACGCUGUUCUCUACACCAAACACAAGAGUCAAAAACAAAAAGUGUGGCACGACGGGAAACUCGUCGUGCCAAUGCCGACCCACGUCUCGUCGUCGUCGUCAAUCCAUCGUGGAAUCUUGUACCCCGCCGUACCAACGCCCGGUACCGGAGACGGUGUUCUCGACGAAAUCGAAUGGAGCCACCACCACUGUCACUCGUCAGUAGUAAUGGGGACACGACUCGAAACGGAACAAUACUUGGUGGAAGUUCAAGGACCCUGGGUACCGUCUCACACGAACCCCGACAACAACAAUGACCACCACGACAAGAACAACGGGUACCCGUCACGAACGACGGUUCCCUCGAAAGGCAUGCAAAAACUCUUGCGGCACAAAUUUCGCAAGCCUCCCACGAAACUACCCGACGUACCACCAGCCACCUCGUUUCUACACCGUCGCAAACGGCCGUUGCAACCGGGCGAACUGACAAAGAGUCAGCGUUAUUCGGGCCUGUCGCACGUCACGGAACCCACCGGGACGCACUCGCAACCACCGUCGGCACCACCCGGACCGCAACAACCACCACCACCGUCGGGGAGGUUCCCUCCGUCAUGGUCGACAAUGAUGGAUGCUACCGUUCACCCACCAGCAACAAAGUCUCUGCCAACACACCGUGUGCCGUCCGAUUUCCAUACUCGUCCCAACGGAUUUGAUCCGGCUAGCUUUUACGGGGAAGAUGAGGAAGACGACGACGACAAAAAUGACAACCAAAAUGGAGUAGCGACGGCCUGGAAUUCCCUUUAUCUAGCAGAGACAAUGCAAACCUCGGCUUCGACCUUAUCCUCGCUCGGAACUACUCCGGAACCUUUUCCUACAAACCCCGACAAGGAAUCAUUCAACACGACUCCCGUUGCUGCUGCUGCUGCUGCUACUACUACUUCCCAAAAAAUAGUCCGGCCAGCAACAGCUCGCGUGAAGGACACUGGUGACAACGGUUCGGGAAUAACCGACGCGACAGCCAGUGCUGUUCCAACAAAAAGUAAUUUCGGCAGCACCGAGUCUACGGUAGUUCCAUCGAAACCAACGCGCGAAACUUUGUCGAACGCGGAACUCUUGAGCUUAUUUGGAGCCGCCCCGGUAAGGACCGCCGCCACGUUGUUGCCGGGACGGCCGCAACCAUCCGACAUUCCCCCAGACGACCAUCACUCGUUUACACUCCCACUCAAUGCGGAUAGUGAAGACUCGUCCGAGGACGAAUAAGUUAGCGUUACCGAGACGUUCGUCUUUCU